Nerophis ophidion (straightnose pipefish) is the source of this 685-nucleotide messenger RNA. It is a transcript of the gene ostc, whose product is annotated as oligosaccharyltransferase complex subunit. The coding region runs from base 71 to 520 and encodes 149 amino acids. Lineage: Eukaryota; Metazoa; Chordata; Actinopteri; Syngnathiformes; Syngnathidae. The record is from RefSeq and is a predicted model, not a curated record. Gene Ontology annotation, cellular component: oligosaccharyltransferase complex. The transcript is spliced from 4 exons.
CACGUCGCCGAAGAGCACACCAACGAAGAAGAAGAGGGGGAGGAAGCAGAAUCUGCAAGAGCCCAGCAUCAUGGAGACUUUAUACAGCAUACCUUUUACUGUGCUGGAAUGUCCAAAUGUAAAACUGAAGAAACCUUCCUGGGUGCAUAUGCCGUCUGCCAUGACAGUGUAUGCUGUGGUUAUUGUUUCCUACUUUCUCAUCACCGGAGGAAUCAUCUAUGACGUCAUAGUGGAGCCUCCAAGUGUGGGCUCGAUGACGGACGAGCAUGGACAUCAGAGACCUGUAGCCUUCCUUGCAUACAGGGUAAAUGGACAGUACAUCAUGGAAGGACUGGCUUCCAGCUUCCUCUUCACGAUGGGAGGCCUGGGCUUCAUCAUCCUGGACCGAUCUAAUGCGCCCAACAUCCCUAAACUCAACCGCUUCUUGUUGCUCUUCAUUGGCUUCGUCAGCGUGCUCCUCAGCUUCUUCAUGGCCCGUGUGUUCAUGCGCAUGAAGCUACCUGGUUAUCUAAUGGGAUAAAUGCACCAGCACCCUUGGAUUCAUUCAGUGUGGACUGAUCUUGCUGAAGAGAAAUUAAAGUUUGGACUCCAAAAUCGAUUACCAACUAGCACUGGAGAUGUGUCAACCGUGCAGUGGAAAGUAGGUUGUUUUUAUACAUUAAAAAAAUAAAUAAACAAGGAAUUA